UGCCCUCUGCUGGGCUCCAACGGGAUUAGCUCAAAUCCAGCAUCAUCACAGUGACUAAGAUAACAUAUUUUAACCGUCAAUUUAACACAGAGAUGAGGCAGGAUUAUAACAUGCGUGGAGAAUUGUACUGUUUGAGCCACCUUGGUUUAAGCCCUGAGUGGAGCAAGCAGGAAUUUGAAAUUGCUAGAGAGGUUAAUUCAGGCUACGGUGUGAUCCUUUCCAAAUGAGGGCAGCCCCCCCCCCUCCCUCCUCAGCAUCCUCCCUUGAACUGCUUCGACGCAUUAAGGCUAAACUGGGGCUAAACUCAAUUCCCAACCCCGACCACCUGGCUGACGGCCUCGUAUGGUAUAAGAAAAAUGCCAAGUGUCACAGUGAAGGAUGUCAAUCAGCAGGAGUUUGUCAGGGCUCUGUCAGCUUUCCUCAAAAAGUCUGGCAAACUGAAAGUCCCAGAAUGGGUUGACACCGUGAAGCUUGCCAGGCAUAAGGAGCUCGCGCCCUGUGACGACAACUGGUUUUACACCAGAGCAGGACUCUUGCUGGUCUCUGGACUCCACAGUCACUUGUGUAAUAUUGGUCAAUCUUAUCCAUCCACAGCUCGUCACUUGUACCUGCGAGGAGGGGUGGGCGUGGGAUCCAUGAUCAAGGUCUACGGUGGGCGUCAGAGGAACGGCGUAUGCCCCGCCCACUUCAGCGUGGGUUCCAGGAAUGUGGCGAGGAAAAUCCUCCAGGCUCUGGAGGGCCUCAAGAUGGUGGAGAAGGACCCCAAUGGUGGACGGAGACUUACCCCUCAGGGCCAGAGAGAUCUGGAUAGGAUUGCUGGUCAGGUUGCCUCAGCAAACAAGAAACAGCGAAGUUUACAAAGCGCCGUCUGAGGAAUGCAUGCAAAGAAUCCAGACGACUGCGAUGCAGAAAUGCCUUACUGCUUAUUUACUCAAGUUAGCUUGUCUCCCAUAUCACUCGAGUGCCCACAGUAAGCAAGGUCACAAGGCAGUUCAUGGGGAUACACAUGUUUGUAGCACAGGACUAUUUAAAUAUUAUAAAUGAAUAUUUUGCAGCAGUUCCUUCAAGUCUAUUUGAUGUUUUCAUUGUGAAAGUGAAGACAGCAGUGGCCUUGGCACAGCAAACACAGCAUUGACACAGAGAGUACAGUAUUACCAAGCUAGAGCAUGUUAAUAUUGCUUUCCUAACAAUUGUGAAACUCAUCAUAGAAAAAACAAAUCAGUGCAAUGGAUGCUAAAGUAUGUUUUUAUUCAUUUAUCCAACUCUGUGUCUUAACAGAUGGUAGCAGAAUAUUAUGCCUGAACACUUUAUUUAUGAGAUGUAUAUGAAUAAAGUGAGGACGAGCACCGCGUUUGGCGUGGUAACGUCAGCAUG
This is a messenger RNA of Scatophagus argus, 1374 nucleotides long. RefSeq names its product 40S ribosomal protein S19. Gene Ontology annotation, molecular function: structural constituent of ribosome; RNA binding. Gene Ontology annotation, cellular component: ribosome; cytosolic small ribosomal subunit. Lineage: Eukaryota; Metazoa; Chordata; Actinopteri; Scatophagidae. Gene Ontology annotation, biological process: translation; ribosomal small subunit assembly. Bases 357 to 872 code for a protein of 171 amino acids. The transcript has 7 exons. The record is from RefSeq and is a predicted model, not a curated record.